AUGUCAUUACCCUUAAAAAAUUUGGAACCAUUUACUGCUAUUUGGCUUGAUCCUGAAAUAAGAUUACCCUCAACAUCGUCAAGUUUUACAAAUGCACGAAAGAAAUUACGUGAAACAAUUAAUUUUUUAAUAGAUUUUUCUAACGCUGAUAAAUGUAUUGAUUAUAUUAAAGAUGAAGAUGCCAAAAAUAUUAUACUUAUAAUAGCAGGUCGUUUAGCUAGACGUAUUAUACCUUCAAUACACAAUUUUCAACAACUAAUCGCUAUUUACAUUACAUGUAGACCAGACAAUGUAAUGAGAAAUCAAGAAGUCACCAAACAAUAUCAUAAAGUUAAAUCUGUCAGUAGUUCUAUUGACCAAUUAAUUGAAGUAAUCGUCAGAGAUCAAAUCGAUCGAGAAAAAAAUGAAAAUGGUUUAUUACUAUCUCUAUUUAAUUCAGAAGAACUACUCUACGGGAUGUCAUGCAAAUGCCUUGAAUAUGAAAGUGAAUUGAUUAUUUGGACACAAACAUUUCUGCAAUUUAUAAUUGGAACUGAGAGACAAGCAGGUGAAACCGACAUUACAGAACUUAUCAAAUUACUUAAAGAACGUCAAAAUCGUGAGAAAAGUAUUUCAUUAGCGAACUCAAAUGAUUCACAAAUACAAUCAGUUCUGUUUGAAAUUGAAAUAUCAAAACGUACUACAGUUUCAAAAGCAUUCGUCACUUUUACUAAUUUAGAUAAUUUACAAGAAAAUACGGAAACUUUAUUUAUGUUUGGUACUAUAUUUUAUUUGUCAAGUGUUUCAUACGUUGAGGAAGAUAAAUUGUGGAUGAUCAAAUUAAUAUUGUGCGAUGAUCGAAAUGAUGAUAUUAAAGCAGUAUUGAAAGAAGUAGCAGGCCAUUUACAAGAGAAUAUUGAACGUCUUGGUUUCAACGGUGGUCGAUAUAAUGAAACCUCUUAUAAUAACGUACAUCAAGCAAAUCAAUCGUUGACAAAUGUAACUGAUGUUGAUCUACCAGAAAUUCCACUUCCAUCUUUGUACUCAUCAAAGCGUCAAGGACCUAUUACAAUAUUAGAAAGUUUUCCAUUAACGACAAAGGAUGAAAACGUGUUACACAUAACCCCUUCCAUCGACACUAUUGCAUCGAUGGAUGCUGCAUUCGAACUUUCCUUGGACACACCCCAAAAUCGUGUACGAUGGAGAAUUUAUAUUCUCUGGUGUCAAACUGAUAUACAUAAUAAUGCUCGAAAAUUUACAGUAGACAAGGACACAUCAAACUUAGUAGCAAAUUAUGAAAAAAUUCGAAUAAUAACUGACAAUCAACAAACAAUAUAUAAUCAAAUUGCUUCUGACUUGAACAAUACCGUUGAAAGUCCUCUGCAGCAUUCUAACGAAAUCGAUGAUGACAGUAGUUUUAAUCAAAUCAUUUUCAAUGUUGAUGAAGAUUUUACACCAAUAGCAAUUAUUGACAGUGACUAUCGACCAGGAAAUUUAUUUCGUGAUGUAUCUCAUGAUGAAUCUGUUUUUAUGGGGUUUCAAUUACUUAUCAAGAUAAUCUAUUGUUUAGAGUUGACAGAUGAAGAUAAACAUGAUAUGAUUGAGUACUGUCGUAGUAAAUGUGAUAACAACAAAAGUGAGUGA
Molecule: messenger RNA, 1623 nt
Organism: Rotaria sordida
Lineage: Eukaryota; Metazoa; Rotifera; Eurotatoria; Philodinida; Philodinidae
Source: the annotation of a GenBank genome assembly